Coturnix japonica (Japanese quail) is the source of this 3602-nucleotide messenger RNA. Lineage: Eukaryota; Metazoa; Chordata; Aves; Galliformes; Phasianidae. The record is from RefSeq and is a predicted model, not a curated record.
AUGACGCAGUCGGUGGUGGUGCAGGCUCUGUCGCUCCUCUUUGCAGUGGGUCAGUGCGGGAAUCAGGUGGGCUGCCGCUUCUGGGACCUGGCGUUGCGGGAGCAUGCGGCUGUCAACAAGAAAGGAAUUUAUGACGAAGCACUCAGCAGUUUCUUUAGGAAUGUAGAUACAAGAAGUGCUGGUGAUGGUCCGGAUAUUUACAAAGGAAAAAUCUGUUCUUUAAAAGCACGAGCACUGUUGAUUGACAUGGAGGAGGGUGUGGUGAAUGAGAUUCUGCAGGGACCAUUGAGAGAUGUGUUUGAUAGUAAGCAGCUUAUCACAGAUGUUUCUGGCUCAGGAAACAACUGGGCUGUAGGUUACAAGGUGUAUGGCUGUCAGUACCGGGAAAACAUUGUGGAAAAGCUGAGGAAAACUGCAGAACAUUGUGACUGUCUCCAGUGUUUUUUUAUAAUUCAUUCUAUGGGAGGUGGGACAGGAUCCGGUCUUGGAACUUUUGUGCUAAAUUUGCUUGAGGAUGAAUUCCCAGAAGUGUAUAGAUUUGUUACUUCUGUUUAUCCCUCCGGUGAAGAUGAUGUUAUUACUUUUCCAUAUAACAGUGUUCUGGCUAUGAAGGAGCUUAAUGAACAUGCAGACUGUGUGCUACCAAUAGAGAAUGAAUCUUUGUUUGAUAUAGUUAAUAAAAUUCAUCAGAUGGUCAAUUCUGGGAAGCUGGGGUCAACUGUGAAGCCAAACAGCUUGGUAACAUCGAGUGCAGGCACUGCAAAAACUGUGCAGGAGAAGCCGUUUGAUGCAAUGAACAAUAUCGUAGCCAACUUGCUGCUGAACCUGACAAGCUCUGCUAGGUUUGAAGGUUCCCUCAACAUGGAUCUUAAUGAAAUCAGUAUGAAUUUGGUUCCAUUUACUUGACUUCAUUAGGGGCUUUCAAGCUUGAUUCUGCUGUAUACACUGGCUGAUGUUAAUAUACCUCCUAGAAGGUUGGAUCAAAUGUUUUCAGAUGCUUUUAGUAGAGAUCAUCAAUUAAUUCGAUCAGAUCCAAAGCAUAGCCUCUACCUUGCUUGUGCACUUCUUGUUCGAGGAAAUGUGCAGGUCUCAGACCUUCGCAGAAACAUUGAAAGGUUGAAGCCUUCCCUGCACUUUGUCUCAUGGAAUCAGGAGGGCUGGAAAACUAGUUUGUGUUCAGUUCCUCCUGUGGGCCAUUCCCAUUCCCUUUUAGCUUUAGCAAACAACACCUGUGUGAAACCAACUUUCAUGGAACUCAAAGACAGAUUCAUGAAGCUCUACAAGAAAAAGGCUCAUCUUCACCAUUAUCUGCAAGUAGACGGGAUGGAGCAAGGUUGUUUUUCUGAAGCCAUAUCAUCCUUGUCUGACCUAAUAGAAGAGUAUAACGAACUGGAUGCCACAAAAGGUGGGCUUAGGACAGACCCAUCAAGACUGAAGAUAGCUGUGUAAAGAACAACUGUGAUAAAACAAAAAAAAACCAACAAAAAUCCCCAAGCAUCCAACUGCUUCCGUUAACCCAAAUGAAUUGCAGAGUGCUGCCUAUCGUCAUUCUCAAGUCAGACUGGGACAACUGCUUCCUCAGCUCUCUGAGAAGUGUCACGUAAAGUGACAGGCCCAGCCUGCAGGAAAGAUCUGAAAGCACCUAAUUAUGGCAAAUAUCAGUAACACUCUUCCAAACUGUAGAGUAAAUUGACAUACCAUACGCUGCAAAGAGAAGAAAGAGAAGUUGUAGCAGCCAAAAGGUAGAGCUUUUCCCAGACUCUGAGCUUACAGUGAACUAAGAGCAAGCCUUGAUUCAAAGAAGAAUUGCUAUUGCUUGGUUUUUUUCCUUUAGUUGUUUUAAAAAGCAGCGAUGAAGAGAAGAAAAGCUGCCGUACUCUUCAAAGAUGAAAGCAAUCCUCUAAUGGAACUUGUUUCUUAAACUUUGCAGGCGAACAGUCAUUUUGGAAUGCUCUAAGCUAUGUUGAUAAUUGAAAAUGUUUUCACUUCAUUGUUACACCCAGCUAUACUAGAGUAUUCUGAGCCGGUACUAAGGUUUCAGGGAAUUUACCAAAAUGCAUUUUCUUUGAAGUUUCAUAUUUGGAGUAUUAAUUAACAUUAUAUUUAUUGAUUCAUGUUUAUAAGUGGUGAAUUGCACUUGAUAAUGAGAUGAUACAGCAUACCUCUGAUUAAAAAACACACAGUAAAGGCUGGCAAAUAAAAGUUUCUACAUUUAAAAAAUGCAAGUAAAAUAGAUGUUUUAAUAUUUAUAAUUACCAAGGUAAGUAGAUUGUUAUAUUACAUCAUAUUAAGAACUUUUGCAGAACGUACUGCUAUUUCAUGUUUACUUUCCAACCUUAACCAUCUUAGAACACAAAGGCUGGUGAACUGUUAAAAAUCAGAGUGGGCCAAUGCAGUGAUCUAGAGCUUGAAAUCCUUCUAGCAGAGGUUGAGUGGGUUUAUAAGUAGGCACAAUUCUCAUUGCAUGAGUCCAGAAAUAGUCAAUAAAACCUUGUAAUAACAUUUGUUGAGAGUUUUUGAGCAUUCCAAAUAGUCAUUUCCUUCAGAUGUUGUAGUUCUUUUAUCUGUAGAUGUCUUCUGAUGUCUUCCUUUACCAAGGACAUUGUUUAUAUUCACAGCAGCAGAGAAAGAUUUAUCUGCUGUAAAGAGCAUUUUGGUCUUACGGUUAAUUUAUCCUGUUUACAGCAGCAUUCAUGCAUUUUGUCUUUGAAGAUACAUGGCAGAAAUCAUUAGUUUGAUACUCAAGAAGAAUAGAUGAUAUUACAGGGUAAUGUGGCUUUGGCUUUGUUUUGUUUUUUGUUUGUUUGCUCUUGUAUAGAUUAGUCAGAGCAUCUAUGUAUCUAGAUGUAUUUGUCUUGUUGGACAAGGUGUUACAGUAGGUUACCAAGCAGUCUCACUGUGCUUUCUUGAAUAUUGAAAGUUCUCCUUUUGACAGUAGUGUUAUAUAUGUAAUUCUUAAGAAUGUAUUUCCACACACAGAAACAGUUAAUUUUAAAUGGAUAUCUUCUUACUUGGAUUUUUCAGAUGUGCUUUUUUUUUAAAUCAAUAUUGACAUUUAUAGUUUCACUACAGACAUUGCUAUUGUGGCAGGUAAUGCUGAUUCUUCAGGGUGUAAAUGUGCUGUCACCCUUGCAGCAUAUUACAGUCAGUGGUGUAGUUCAUAAAAUUUUGAGUUCAGAAAAUAUAUCUCCUGGAUCACUGCAGAUCCUCUGGCAUACACAAGAUGUUAUCCACAUCAUCUUCCACUUAAAGAAGCCUUCAUUGGGACACUCAAACUGGAGAGUGAUCAUUUUGGACUUAUUGGGUACACAGCACCUCUUGUCUAUACAUACCCCACAGAAAGUUAACUUGUAGCUUUGUGUAGUUGAACACCCAGAGAAGACUAGUUUCUCUGCUCUAGGAAGCUGGAAUGUUGGUUGGCAUGUUUUUCCUUUUGGAAUCUGUAAAACAACAACAAAACGUAUGUUUAUACACAUAGAAAACAGAACAUAUAAAAAAUAACAAACAAAUGUGUGAUGUUUACAUAGGAAUAUGUUAAAAAUUACGCCCACUAAAAGCUGUCUUAUUUUUCUUUCAGACAACAAGUAAAAAUAUUUUGGUUA